This is a messenger RNA of Amborella trichopoda, 2505 nucleotides long. RefSeq names its product protein BUD31 homolog 1. Gene Ontology annotation, biological process: mRNA splicing, via spliceosome. Lineage: Eukaryota; Viridiplantae; Streptophyta; Magnoliopsida; Amborellales; Amborellaceae. The record is from RefSeq and is a predicted model, not a curated record. Gene Ontology annotation, cellular component: spliceosomal complex; nucleus.
CUCUCUCUCUAUUGCUAUUAGGGCUUCAAGGUGCCGAUGGCUUUUCAAAGAUCUGAAAGUUGGAUUUUUUCGAUGUUUCUUGCAAUCUGUGAAAGAAAAAACAUUGGAUUUGUGUUUGUAUUUGCAGUAAUUUGAGGCCGUAUUGUUUUUAGAUGGGUGUACAUCAUCUGUAGAUGAAAACGCUUGGUUCUCCUCGAAGGCUACCCAUUUCUUUUUAAGGCUACCCAUUUCUUUUUAUAAAAUUUGUUCUUUUCAAUACCUGUAAUUUCUCAGUAUUAUUAUAUUGUCGUGUCCUAAUUCUCAUGCUUCUGUAGAGAGAAGAGAGAGAGAGAGUAAAAAAAGAGCAACAAAGAAACAAUCCAGGAAAAAAGAAAGAAAAAAUGACAAUAUUGUAGUUCACUCACUCACUCUUGAGUAAGAAACAGAUCAAUACUGGAAGUCACUAGAAAAAAAUUUCUCUUAUUUAAUACCUCUUUUAAUUAUGAAUUUUGUGAAGUAGAUGGAGUGAGAAAGAGGGAACUUCCCUUCUUAUUAGUUUUUGGAGGCUGGAAUUCAAUUUCUGUCUCUUGUAACUGCUUUUUUACCGAAGAAAUGUUUCUUUCUCUCUCUCAUGGAUUGUAGAGUUCUUUUUAGCUUAGGCUGCAUGCCAGAAUAUUAAUUACAAAACGGUGUUUAUUCUUUUUUCUCGAUAUGUCAUUCAAUGUUAUUAAUUCAACAACGAUAAGUAGAGAAGAGCCAAUUGCCAUAUAAAUCCCUUUUUUAGGGCGUGUUUGAAUAAUGGAAGCCGUGGCAUCCUUAGCUGCGGCACUUGCCGUAUUUCUUAAACACGGGAAACAGUAUGUUGUUCUGCAAGCCAGGGGAAGUGUUCCAAAACAGUGUUAGAGAAGCUGCAGCCUCUGAAGUUGGUGGAAGAGGCUGCUUUCAAUCAAACACGCCUUUUGGAAGUUAAGAAGUCCCAUAUAUUUAAACUCCCCUUUUCCAUUUCUUUAGUGGCCAAGCAAUUUGCUAAGGCAUUUACUUACCUAGAGACAUAUACCCAUAGAUGAACUAACUUUCCUAAUCUCCCUACACCAUCUUAUGACAUUGAUGGAGUCACAGUAAAAAGAGUAGUGGAUUUUAAAACUUGUGUUUUUGACAUUUGAACCCUUGCUAUUUCCAUUUCUUUUUCUUCUCACAUUGGGGCCCCUAUUAAGAACCUAUGCUCAGUGUUCUUAUCAUUUGUGAAUCGAACAAAACAUACUUUAAAGAUUUCAAAAGUGUCUGUUAAGCUUUCAUUGGAGUUCCCAGUUUACUAUGGUUCUGUAACCUAGUUAAGUUGACUUGUGAUUUUGGGGUUACAUUGAUGAGGGGUGGAUUCAUAAUAUAAGAUAGACUUGGUAGUGUUAUAUAUAUAUAUAUAUAUAUAUAGACUUGCUAAGUGUUCACUAUUGUUCGAAUUGGUGUGGCUGUUCAAUAGCAUGUGGAGUGCACAAAUUGAGGAUAUCAUCUGGAAAAAAUUUUUUUAAUGAAAUUAUAAGACUUUGUUCUCGCAGAAAAAAAGAAAAGAAAAAAGAAUAAGAAAAGGGAAAUUAUAGGAUUUCUGCAUAAUGGAUUCAUAUUCAAUGGUAACAAUUAUCCGUACAGCUAUUGUGAUUGCAAGUUCUCUACAUAAUGGUUUCUUAUUUCUCUUGUCAUUUUAUGGAAGGUAAAAUGAAAUGGUAAAACUUUUUUAUUGUUAACUGAGAGUGAAAUGGUAAUUUUGUGGAGCAAAGCCUGAUCAUAUUGGAUGAUCCUGGCAUUCUAAAUUUUCAGGUAGAAACAUAUUUAUUUUCUGUUAGUUUAUUAGAUUUUAACAUUUAUUAUUGGUUAUUUCAGUUUGGAUAUAUAUUUUUCCAGAGUGCUAAUGCAUGUUGCUAGUUAUACUGACUUGGUUUUCUACUCAUUGGGAGGACACCAUGCCAAAGAUAAAGACAAAUCGUGUCCAAUAUCCUGGUGGAUGGGAGCUAAUUGAACCUACUCUUCGUGAGCUAGAGGCAAAGAUGCGAGAAGCCGAGAAUGAUACUCAUGAUGGUAAGAGAAAGUGUGAGGCCCUUUGGCCGAUAUUCCGAAUAGCUCAUCAGAAGAGUCGCUACAUAUAUGACCUUUACUAUCGAAGAAAGGAAAUUUCGAAGGAGUUAUAUGAGUUCUGUUUGGAACAAGGCUAUGCUGAUCGCAAUCUAAUUGCUAAAUGGAAAAAGCCUGGGUAUGAAAGGCUUUGUUGCUUACGGUGCAUACAACCACGAGAUCAUAACUUCAACACGACAUGUGUUUGUAGAGUGCCAAAGCAUUUGAGGGAAGAGAAGGUUAUAGAAUGCGUUCACUGUGGUUGCAGGGGUUGUGCUAGUGGAGACUGAUAAAUUUGAAAGACAAGAUUGUAUGAUUUUCUCAGCAGAUGGACUUUUGUAGGAUUAACAUUGUUUUGCAUGUAUAGGAAAGAUCAAACUUUCCAAGCCUUGGAAAUCAAAGAAAGCUGUGUAUUAAUCUCUC